This is a messenger RNA of Phytophthora sojae, 2043 nucleotides long. RefSeq lists its product as hypothetical. Gene Ontology annotation, cellular component: membrane. NCBI's taxonomy places the organism in Eukaryota, Oomycota, Peronosporomycetes, Peronosporales, Peronosporaceae. The coding region runs from base 1 to 2043 and encodes 680 amino acids. The record is from RefSeq and is a predicted model, not a curated record. The transcript has 2 exons.
AUGGACUCCACUCGUCGUGGCAGCAGCGUUUCUCGCCUCUCGCAGCUGUCGAGGGUCUCCAUCACGCAAGACAAGCCAAGGAAGACCAACCUCGAGUCGCCGUCCCACAUGCUGCUAGACUCCGCCAAUACCAAGAUGGCAAAUGCAACUACUAGCAAGGGCGGCCCAGCGAAUGUCGCCCACAUCACCAACGCAGUCAUGUACGGCAUCAUCAACUCCAUCCUGACCAUCCCGACCAUGUACGGCUACGCGGUCAUUCUCUUCAGCCACAAAGACUUCGAGGACUUCAUGCCCGCGCUCUCCAAGCUCGUCAUGUUCUCCAGCGUCGUGCACCAAGUCAUGUUCACACUUAUGAGCUCGCUGCCGUUCUCCAUUGGACAGGUGCAGGACGCCGGCCUUAUCUUCCUCAGCACCAUAGCAACCUCCAUCUGUGACUCGCUGGGCAACGAUGUACCGGUUGAAGCCAAGGUGACCACCUCUAUUGUCGUAAUCGGUAUUGCCACGGCAUCUCUGGGUGCCUGCCUCGUGCUUAUGGGGAAGCUGAGACUGGCUGCGCUGGCGUCGUACCUGCCGAUGCCCGUGAUCGGCGGCUAUUUGGCUUUCAUCGGCAUCUUCUGCCUUUACGCCGGACUCGCGCUGUGUACGGGUCUGGUGAUCAAUAACGUUGAGUCUAUGAUCAGCGUCUUCGAUAAGGCCCACGACGUCCUGCUGUGUGUUCCUGGUGUGCUGGGUGGCGCGUUCCUGCUCGUAGUCUCGCAGCGGUACGACAACUCGUUCAUCCUGUCGGGGGCCAUCAUGAUCAUGCCCGUCGUCUUCUUCUUCAUCAUGCUGGUGGGCGGCAUCUCCAUGGACGAAGCACGCGACGGCGGCUGGAUCGACCCUGCCAAGGACCCUGCAACAGUCUCCGAGCUGCUCAACCUCUUCGACUUCUCUCAAGUGCACUGGGACCAGCUGCCGAAGCAGUUCGCGACGUGGAUCGGCAUGGUCUUCGUCGUGGCGUUCUCGUCGUGCCUUGACAUUGCCGCCAUCGAGCUGGAUAUGGGCAAGAAGCUCGACUUCAACCACGAACUCAAGACCGUCGGCUGGUCCAACGUCGUGAGCGGCAUCCUCGGCGGCUACACUGGCUCGUACAUCUUCUCGCAGACCAUCUUCACCUACCGCUCCAAGACCAAUUCGCGUAUUGUCGGAGUAUGUGUGAUCAUCUCGGAGUUCGCCAUCGUGAUGGCGCCCGUGUCCGUCAUGAGCUAUGUGCCGCGCUUCUUCUUCGCAGCCACGCUCAUCUUCAUCGCCAUCGACCUCAUGAUCGAGUGGCUCAUUCUCACGUACAAGAAGAUGUCACUGCGCGAGUAUGCGGUGCUGUGGAUGACGUUCAUCGCCGUGAACCUCGUGGCGCUGGACGUGGGCAUGCUCAUCGGCGUUGGCAUCGCCAUCGUCAACUUCCUGCUGGGCUACCUGCGUCUGCCCGUAGUAAAUCGGAAGCCCCGAUCGUCUGGUGCGGCGCGUACUCUGGCGGAACGUCGAGUACUCGAUGAGAAGCGCGAAGCCAUUGCGUACUUCGAGUUCAGCGGCUUCUUGUUCUUCGGGUCGUCGGUGCAGAUCCUCGACCGGGUCCAGAAGGCCGUGUACGUGCGCAAAAACAUCCUUGAAGACGCCGGUGAAAAUUACGCGGACAUGCCACUCACGCCGGAUGAAAAUCGAGUACUCUCCGUGAUCGAGUGCCUAGACGGAAGCCCUGCGUCUGACGCUGACGCGGUGCCGACCGAGUAUGCGGUCAUGGACUUCACUUCCGUCACGGCCAUCGACGCUACGGCAGCAAGGAGCGCCUUCCUCAUCCUGCAGAAAUACUGCAGUAACCACAACAUCACUGUCCUUCUAUUCGAGUGCAGAGUCGGCUCUGGAGCUGUGCGAAAGCCAGCUACUGAGCCGUACGGACGUAGCGUGCACCCGCACCAGCAGCUACUACGACGACUCUACCAGAUUGUUGCACCGCUUCAUCGGAGACGACGAGGACGCCAAGCUCAGCCAGUUCUUCCAGAAGCGUGA